AAGUAAACUGUAAGUACUUGAGCGCCUUAUCGUCUGUUUAUACACUGCGGCUGAUUUAUGCGAACCCUUUGCUUUUUUUUCUGGUCGAAAUGUGGUAGUUGACAGUUCAGCCUGCAUCACCAAAAAAAUUCAUUUACUGAUUUUUAGCGCGUAAUAAAAUACUAAUAUUGCUUAAUAUUGCGAUUUACGUGUGACAUAACUAUGGCACCGGAUGCUAAAAAUCUGAUAGUCGUGGCCGCACGAAAAUGUUAGCCCUGUGAUUAUCAUGCAAUGCAUUUUUCGGAUAUACAAGACCGUUUGGCCAUAUGGACUUCUCGCUCAUCUGAAAGCCGUUUAAUAAAGUACAUCCGCACCAAUCCCGUUCAUCCCUUCGACCGUCGCGCCUGCGGGGUGUACGUGCUGAACCACCUGCACACCAACCACUUAACCACCGCCAGCCUCCUCCUCAUCGCCUCCAUCGCCUACUUUGCUUCGUUAGCCAGCGAUUCGACCACUUUCUCGCGCUUGGAUAUUGUCUUCUUCCCAUGUAUCGCCUUUCUCAUCGGCCUACUUAUCCUGUGGCGCAAUGUGUGGACUUACAGUCUGGUGCUCAACUACCCGGCCUUCCGCUACGAGUACUACAUCGGCCAGCAGAUCAUUUCUGUCGGACCCAUCACGGACGCCUUCAUCCGGCUAAAACUGCUCUUUGCCGGGGAGGAAGAUAUGUUCUACAAGAUUGUCGUGGGGGCUUCGCAUGCACCCGAACUGGAUUUGACUAGGCUCAGUGCCAACGGACCGUUGUACCGCGAAGUGGCCCGUCGUCUGGCGCGGACACUGGACUUGAAUUACUUCGAUGUGAUGGAUUUAUCGCAUUUACAUGAAUGCCGGCACGCCACGUCCCGGCAUCUGCGCACUGUUAUGAGAAUGCCGGUUAACAUGGAAUCCAUGGUUAGUGAAGAUGUCGAGCGAAGACAUUUAACGAGCAGUCUGGAUCGGUUGAUGUGCCAUGAGCAGAAUCCACUGGAAUGCGCCGCUCAGACCGAAGCUUGUAAUUGGCCGUUCUGGAGCGCCAACCAUCCAAAUCUGGGCGUGCCAGUGGAAACCGUACGGAGAUUCCGGGAGGAAAAGCAGACUAGAGAGACCUGGGCGUGGCGGGUGAGAAACACCGGCCAAAAGGUUAGAAAUUCCUUGCGCGCUGUAAAGAUCGGGUUACUAGGCAAGGACGUGGCGUCCGCCCAACGGGAUGCGGAGAUCGGCCAUCAUAUCGAAUACGAGCUGACCGAAAUCGAAAAAGCCCAGCUAAUCCGGGAACUUCGAGAUGUGGAACGAGAUAUUCGGAUGCUCAAGUACUCGCGGUGGUUAUUAAGACUGAAGACUAAUACCCUUUGCAGAAAAGAAGCCCUCUCGGUGGAACAGCGUGAAAUCAUGCAGCUAGUGGCGCGAUUCAUGGUACUGCGGAACACCCUGCGGACGUUCGGUCAGAGCGUUCCCGGGAUUACAGCUGAGCUUGGGUUUAUCUGGAUGUACACUGCGCAUUCCGAGUAUUCCAAAUUCUACCACAGGGCGAUGCAAGACACUGACCCAGGGUGUGGCGUAUUGUGUAGAAAAGGAAUACGGGUACACCCGGUAAAGGUCACACCCUCUGGGCGAGAAGUUAAAAUCAAACAGGGUAUUUGCACUUGCUGCAAUGGUGGUGGUGAGGUGCACAAUGCACUUGUACGCCAAGAAGCGACCCGGUCAGUUGACAAUACAUCAGAAGUCAGAGAUCGCGGUACCGCGGCAAACUCUGAAGCGUCCGCCAGAAUAACGGAAAAGCCGUUCCUGCUUUCUGAAUCGAUUGUAACAGAGGGCAUUGCUUCUACGCCAAAAUCGCAAGAUACUGCAGAAGCCGGAGCAACGAAUAUAGUCGUGAUUACGGAGGGGGAAAUCGUUGAGAGACCUGUUAGUGAAGUGGCUUCGACGGUAGUACGUAACGACUUUGAAGAGACUACGGAGAAGCCCUCUGGACCUGAUGACAACAAGCCACCCGAUAAGAGCAACUAGACAACGCUUUUUAAUUUUUUAACCGCAUGAACUGAUCCAGUAAUUGUGUGAUAAUGACAUCUGCCACAUAUAAAUCCGACGCCACUAAUUAAGCAAAAGAUCAAGAGUCAGGACGAUUAUGAAUCAAUUGGAAAAUAAAGUUAACGAACAGA
Molecule: messenger RNA, 2174 nt
Organism: Paramacrobiotus metropolitanus
Lineage: Eukaryota; Metazoa; Tardigrada; Eutardigrada; Parachela; Macrobiotidae
Exons: 2
Coding region: 271-2022 (583 amino acids)
Source: RefSeq, a predicted model, not a curated record